AAGACUUGAGGACUUAUUGCUGCAGAAUGAUUUCUAACGGGUUAUUUCAAUUUUGUGUCGCAGAUCUUUGGACUCGAAGUAUCAAGGGCACUUGGUAGUAUUGUAAGUAAAUAUGGUGAUGUUGUUAUGGAUUUGAAAGUGUUGGCGCUAAUUGUGAUUUCUGGCAUUCUUCGAAGAGCGCUGCUAUUGUUUACUUUCUGGUAGCAUGGAAGAUAAACAAGAAAUGAACAGGGUAAAUGAAACAACAAAAAUGGUAAUCAGAGGUACGGCUAGGUAUACAUUACGUUCAAAGAGAGAUGACGUUAAAACGGGCAAUGUGAAAGAAAAUUCGAAGGAAAAGAAAGAGCUUAAAAAGCCAGCUGCUGUGAGGAAACGAAGUCAUGUGAAAAUAAAUUAUGAGGUAGGAGAAACUUCUCAGUAUUUUGAUAAUACACAGUCAAGUCAAGAAAUAGUUGUAACUGAUGCACAUGAUGCAGACCAGGCGAAGAAAGGAAAAUGGGAACCCCAAAAUUGGCAACAAACAUUGGCUAACAUACGUGAGAUGAGAAAAAACAGAGAUGCGCCUGUAGAUGACAUGGGAUGUGACAAGUGUAUGGAUGAGGAGGCUGCCCCAGAGGUAAUGAGGUAUCAGUCCCUCAUCUCAUUGAUGUUGUCGAGCCAAACAAAAGAUCAGAUAACACAUGCUGCAAUGAUGAAGCUACGAAAACAUGGACUGACAGUGUCUAAUAUAUUAGCCACUGAUGAUAAACUACUAGGCGAACUGAUAUAUCCUGUUGGAUUUUGGAAGAGUAAGGUUAAUUACAUUAAGAAGACUACACAAAUACUAAAAGAUGAAUUUGGAGGUGACAUUCCAAAUACUGUUGAAGGUCUUUGCAAACUCCCUGGUGUAGGUCCUAAGAUGGCACAUAUCUGCAUGCAGGUGGCUUGGAAUGUAGUUAGCGGAAUAGGUGUUGAUACACAUGUGCACCGGAUAUCAAAUCGCAUUGGCUGGGUGAAAAAACCAACAAAAACACCAGAAGAGACUCGUGUUGCUUUGGAAUCCUGGCUGCCUCGAGAUCUGUGGACAGAAGUUAAUCACCUGUUGGUUGGAUUUGGACAGCAGAUAUGUCUACCAGUAAAACCACAGUGUUCCAGCUGUCUAAAUCAGCAGUUGUGUCCCUUUGGGCGCACGCAGACCAAAACAAAAAAAUGAAACGCACACAUCAAAGCUAGCUGCCAUUCAUCGCACCAACUAGAAAUAAUGUCAAGUCAUCUUGUACCUUCCUACAGUCACUUAAUGAUGACACCUUUCCGUUCACCUCAGCGCCAUCAACUAACAGCCAUAGAAUGCUGCUCAUCCUGUAACACCAUGAGUAGAGAACACAGUGUGGCAGAUAUAUCAGUGUGAUGUAUGUGGUCUAAGUUAGCUUUGGUUGUUCUUCCACCAUUACAGUUGCAGUUUAGUUUUGUUCUUAUGGACUGGCUACUCCGUAAGAGGAUUGUGUAUGAACUUAUUCCUCUUGACUUCAUAUCCAGACAGAAUGAUUCUAUAAGGGAGUGUCUCACCAAACAGAGUUGUACUGUGAAUGACAAACACAUCUUCUGCGAUAAUUUUCUGCAUUGUUCCAACAAUUUACAUUAGUUGUGAAGAUCGAUCCAAAUAUCAGUAACUCAUAAACUCAAACAAUUCAAUCAAUACAUCUGACCUCAUUGGACUCGACUUAAGAUCUAAAACUUACAAUCUUUAUUUGCCUUGAGCGUACAUCUUGUAGUAUGUCUGUUUCCCUGAGGUGUUCGUGACAUCUUUGAAGGGCAUCAUUAAGGCAUAAACUCCCAUUUUCAGCAAGUGCUGCUGCACUCACCUUGUCACGGCUAGCUCCUGCGUAUGCACAGUCCGCAGAUCGGGGUGCGCACAGUAAAUUGUUUCCAAUACACAAAAUGUGAGAGACAGCAAUCUUUCACUAGUGACAGCAUCCUCAGUGAAACAUAGGUCAUUCUCACAAAUAACCCUUGUUACACUACAGAUUCCCCCACUGAGACAAAAUAUGUCAUGCAAUACUCCUUUAACGCACUCAUUACAAUUAAAUGCUGAAUAUCUGGUAUCAUAUUACGAUUUGUUAUCUGUUUCAUUUAUCCUUAAUAAAUAAAUUGAAUGUUUUCUUUAAAUGUUCAUGCGUGAUUAUUUAUUUGGUCUUGAACAUUUAUCAUGGAAGAUGUCUCUUAGUAAUUGAGUAUACCAUGGUGUUCAUACUCAGUAGUUACACAAUCCAUAACAUAAACUGCAUAGACUGUAAUUUCAAUAGUUAAGGCUUUCUUUUAACUGGUACUUGUAUUACUGUCCAUGUUUAACACCCCUUGUAGUUGUCUCAUCAAAUACUGUUCAUAUUUUACUUUGCUUAUUUAUUUAAUGAAAACUGUUACACAGCCACUGCUUUGAUUAUAAUCUUAAUGUUAAAAUGCAGUACCACUACACUCUCAAACUGUAGGUUCCCUCAAACACCUCCAUUUUCCUGCAUUUAUUUAUUUCUGUUUAUUGUGUUGAUGUUGCUUAAGUUCCUUACGUAUUCUGUAGUUACAUUGAUAAUUGUCUCUUCUUUUAACUGGUUUGUGUAUCACUCUCCAUGUUUCAUACCUCCUCAUGUAGCCUUGUCUAGUACUAAUUUUAUUUUAUUUUAUUAGUUUUAUUUAUUAAUAGAAACUCCUAUGUACACAUGCUAUUCCUAUUUUGUGCUAAAGGUUUUCCUGUCUACUCCAUUGUUAUUUAUGUACUGUUCAAUUUUUACUUUUUCAUUGCAAAGAUGUUACUUACUGUAUGUUUCUACUUCAGUCUAGAUAUGUUACUUCUCUUCCAAUGUUGUUUGCAAACAUUUAACUUCUUUGGUGAUAACUCAGUAAAUGUCUGAAGAUGGCCUUGUAAGCUGAAAAUCGGUUAACAAUAAAAGUAAUAUUGUAGAA
Molecule: messenger RNA, 2934 nt
Organism: Schistocerca gregaria
Lineage: Eukaryota; Metazoa; Arthropoda; Insecta; Orthoptera; Acrididae
Product: endonuclease III-like protein 1
Exons: 5
Coding region: 206-1192 (328 amino acids)
Biological process (GO): base-excision repair; base-excision repair, AP site formation; nucleotide-excision repair
Cellular component (GO): nucleus
Molecular function (GO): 4 iron, 4 sulfur cluster binding; DNA binding; DNA-(apurinic or apyrimidinic site) endonuclease activity
Source: RefSeq, a predicted model, not a curated record